Saccharomyces mikatae IFO 1815 is the source of this 3306-nucleotide messenger RNA. RefSeq names its product serine/threonine protein kinase PSK2 (gene PSK2). NCBI's taxonomy places the organism in Eukaryota, Fungi, Ascomycota, Saccharomycetes, Saccharomycetales, Saccharomycetaceae. Bases 1 to 3306 code for a protein of 1101 amino acids. Gene Ontology annotation, biological process: protein phosphorylation; negative regulation of glycogen biosynthetic process; intracellular signal transduction. Gene Ontology annotation, cellular component: cytoplasm; cytosol; nucleus. The transcript has a single exon. Gene Ontology annotation, molecular function: ATP binding; protein serine/threonine kinase activity. The record is from RefSeq and is a predicted model, not a curated record.
AUGACAUAUCCGGUUAGCGCAGCCGCUCCUACUGAUAUUACAUAUUCACCAAAUACCCCAUUAGUAGGCUUAUCCAAGCCUCCAUGCUUCUACCAACAUGCUUCCUCCUCCGUCGAUUCGUUUUCGUCAUCAUUUAGUGAUGAUGACCGUUCAGACCUUGUCGCUGUACCCAACGAAUCACCACAUGCAUUUUCGUAUAACCCAAUAUCCCCGAAUUCACUGGGAGUUCGCUUGACCAUUUUAAGAAGAUCUUUGGAAAUAAUGGUUAAUAGUCCUGACAUUUUACACGAGCUAAAGAAAAAGGCGCCCGUAAUAGCAUAUCCCCCUUUAGUUAAACACACGAGAAACUUAACUGAAAUCGCUACACCACCGACAUCUGGAAAUGCAUCUAAAUGGUCCUGUAGUAUUCCAUCGGUGCCCAAUACCCCAUCUCCUGCUGGUAGGCCCGUGGUACAAAGAGCCACCUCAUUAAUGGUGCUACCAGAUAAUGGUGCUUCCAGUAAAUUGGAUCCAGCCAAGUCAGAGCUGCAAAACCUGUUGUUUUUGCUAAAUUUAGCACUAGAAAAUAACUCCUUCGAAAGAGCUUCCGAUUUACACAUGUUGUCGCUAUUAAAUAUAAAGAAAUUAAAUUUUGACUCAGACAUUCAAAAAUCAGAAACGUUGAAAAAGGCUUUACUGGAUAGUUUAGCUGAACCAUUUUUUGAGAAUUACAAAAAAUUCCCCCACAGAAACCCUGGUUUAAAAUUACAUUAUACCCAACAAGAGGAGAAAAACGAUGAUAUAGUUUCCUUAGCAGAUAUCAAGCCACAACAGGACUAUAGUCGAAUACUUCAUCCUUUCACGUCUGCGAAAAAUUCUGGCCCUGAGGCCAUUUUUACCUGUUCUCAGCAUUACCCUUGGAAUUUCAAAGCAGCCAACGAUUUGGCGUGUUUAACAUUCGGUAUAUCAAAAAAUGUUAUCAAAGCACUAACUUUACUGGACCUGAUCCAUACGGAUAGUAGGAAAUUUGUUUUAGAAAAAAUUAUGAAUGCCGAAGAUGAUGACCAAGAAAUUGUGUUUACAGGAGAAACGAUACCUAUUGUUCAGCCAAACUCAACAAACGAUAAUAAAGUACCAAGUUUGAUAUGGGCUUCACUAUGGGCAAAGCGGAAAAAUGGCUUAUUGGUCUGUGUAUUUGAAAAAACGCCUUGCGACUAUAUUGAUGUCAUGUUAAACCUGGCUGAUUUUUCAGUGGAAAGCAUUACUGACACGACGCAUUUUUUGGAAAACUUUAACAAGAAACAGCAGCAAGAGCUAACUUCACCAGCGGCUAAAAAAAAAACCGUAAAAUUUGCGAAUGAAAUACACGAUAUCGGAUCAAUAAGUCGCUCACUAAGUAAACUAAUUGAUGAUGUGCGCUUCGGGAGAGUGUUUUCUGCAGAUGAUGAUUUAUUACCUCUACCUAUUAGGGUGGCAAAUUAUGUCAAUAAAGAGAGAUAUUUUACAUUGAAUUAUUUAUCCGAGAAUAUACCAUGCGCUGUCACAACUUCUGUGUUGGAAAACGAAAUUAAAUUGAAGAUUCAUAGUUUACCUUAUCAAGCUGGGUUAUUUGUUGUUGAUAGCCACACUUUAAAUCUUUUAAGUUUCAAUAAAUCUGUUGCUAAGAACAUGUUUGGUCUUCGGGUUUAUGAGUUGGCCGGUAGUCCAAUCACUAAGUUGGUACCUUCUUUAGCAAAUAUGAUAUCUUACGUUAAUAAAAAUUAUCCCACGCUAAAUAUCACGUUACCAGAUAAUAAAGGACUGGUUUUAACAGAACAUUUUUUCAGGAAAAUCGAGGCUGAAAUAAAUCAUGAUAGUGACUCAUUCUAUACCUCUAUUGGUCUAGAUGGCUGUCACAAAGACGGAAAUCUAAUAAAGGUAGAUAUUCAAUUACGUGUCCUGAAUACAAAUGUUGUUCUGUUAUGGAUUACACACUCAAGAGACGUAGUUAUCGAAAAUUAUACCACUGUCCCUUCGCAACUACCGAUGUUGAAGGAAAACGAAAUUGACGUAGUUGGAAGUCGGAGUAGUUCCAAUGCGUCUUCCAAGAAGUCUUCAGAAAAAAUUUCUGUGAAUGUUUUGAAAACUAUGGCUGAUUUGUCCAUUAGCUCUGCUGAAACAAUUUCUAACUCUGACGAUGAAGUAGACUUGAAUCAAGUGGAUAGAAAACUACGAGAAGCAUCUGGUGGUACAUUUGAGCGUAACGAAUCUAACGAACACAACAAUUAUGAUGAUGAUAUCACAAUGGUCGAUGAUCCUGAGUUGAAACAUAAAAUUGAAUUAACGAAAAUGUACACGCAAGACAAAUCAAAAUUUGUCCAGGAUGACAACUUUAAAGUGGAUGAAAAAUUAAUAAUGAGCAUAGUAGAACCGAUAAAUGGGGAAGAAAUUAAAAAGGAGACAACCGAAUUAGAUAAAAAUAACUCUAACUUGAAAGCUACGUACCUGACCACCCCAGAGGCUAAUAUAGGCUCACAAAAGCGCAUCAAGAAGUUUUCCGAUUUUACUGUUUUGCAAGUUAUGGGUGAAGGUGCCUACGGUAAAGUCAAUUUAUGCAUUCAUAACAAAGAGCACUACAUCGUGGUCAUCAAAAUGAUUUUCAAAGAGAGAAUUUUAGUGGAUACAUGGGUGAGGGAUAGAAAAUUAGGUACCAUACCUUCUGAGAUUCAAAUCAUGGCUACUUUGAACAAAAAUUCGCAAGAGAAUAUCUUGAAACUGUUAGACUUUUUUGAAGAUGACGAUUAUUAUUAUAUUGAAACUCCGGUUCAUGGAGAGACUGGUAGUAUUGAUCUUUUUGAUGUUAUUGAGUUUAAGAAAGAUAUGGUGGAACAUGAAGCUAAACUGGUGUUCAAACAGGUUGUUGCUAGUAUUAAGCACUUGCAUGGUCAAGGAAUUGUUCACAGAGAUAUUAAGGACGAAAACGUCAUCGUCGACUCUCAUGGUUUCGUAAAAUUAAUUGAUUUUGGUUCAGCCGCCUAUAUCAAAAGUGGACCAUUUGAUGUUUUUGUGGGAACAAUGGACUACGCUGCACCUGAAGUUCUUGGUGGUUCAUCAUACAAAGGUAAACCACAAGAUAUUUGGGCUCUUGGAGUUCUACUUUAUACCAUCAUAUACAAAGAAAAUCCAUAUUACAACAUUGAUGAAAUCUUGGAAGGAGAAUUAAGAUUUGAUAAGUCCGAGAAGGUCAGUGAGGAAUGCAUUGGUUUAAUUAAAAGAAUUUUGACAAGAGAAGUCGACAAGAGACCUACUAUUGACGAAAUAUAUGAAGAUGAAUGGCUUAGAAUCUAG